Messenger RNA from Arachis stenosperma, 1459 nucleotides. Its product is annotated as protein LIGHT-DEPENDENT SHORT HYPOCOTYLS 4-like. Gene Ontology annotation, cellular component: nucleus. Bases 410 to 1063 code for a protein of 217 amino acids. NCBI's taxonomy places the organism in Eukaryota, Viridiplantae, Streptophyta, Magnoliopsida, Fabales, Fabaceae. Gene Ontology annotation, biological process: mRNA transcription; response to light stimulus. The transcript is spliced from 2 exons. The record is from RefSeq and is a predicted model, not a curated record.
GUACACUCACUAACACUGUACUUUUACCCUUUUCAUCUUCUUCCUUCUUCUUCCUUCUUGAUCUCUCUCUUCAAUACUAUCAUCCCUAUCUCUAUAAUACUGUUUUCAAUUCACUCUCCUUUCUCUUUCUCUCUCUCUCUCUCUCUCCACAACAUGCUUCAAAAUCCCUGAUAAAAAAUCUGAAGCCCAACCCACUCUCCUCUCUUUUCUCUCUGAAAUCUUCCUUCUUCUCCACACAAUAACUGAGUCAACUGUCUUUCCAAUAAAGCAAAUUCAAAAAGAAAAAACAGUAACAUAGAGAGAGAGAGAGAGAAAUUUUCAAGAACACCGAAUUAUUAAAGAUCCAAAAUCUUUAUCUAUAUAUAUAAUCUUUUAGAUCAGAAGCGCAAGCAUUAAUUACUGAAUAGUCAUGAAUUCUCUUCAAGAAUUUGAUUCAUCAUCAAACACUACUUCAUCACUCAACAACAAUUUCGGAGUACUACCUUUAUCUUCUCCAGCUGCAUCAUCAUCAACCUCAUCACCACCGCCACCGCAACCACCACCGCCACAACCACCGUCAACUCCAACCACACUAAGCCGCUACGAGAACCAGAAGCGCCGCGACUGGAACACCUUCGGCCAAUACCUCCGGAACCACCGUCCGCCACUCUCGCUCUCCCGAUGCAGCGGCGCGCACGUGCUGGAAUUCCUCCGAUACUUGGACCAGUUCGGAAAAACGAAGGUGCACACGCAGUUAUGUCCAUUCUUCGGGCACCCGAACCCGCCUGCACCGUGCCCUUGCCCGCUCCGCCAAGCUUGGGGGAGCUUAGACGCUCUGAUUGGUCGGUUAAGGGCGGCGUUUGAAGAGAAUGGCGGUAAGCCGGAGGCUAACCCUUUCGGCGCUCGCGCCGUUAGGCUUUACCUUCGCGAGGUUCGUGAUUCUCAGGCUAAAGCCAGAGGUAUUAGCUAUGAGAAGAAGAAGCGCAAGAGGCCGCCACACCAACAACAACCGCAACCGCAACCGCAAUCGCAACCGCUCCCGCAACCGCAACCACCUUCCACCAAUACUAGUAUGAACUUGUGAUUUGAGAAUGGGGUUAGAGCGAUGAAGCAUGGGGAGACUAUCUACUACAGGCUUUGGAAGUUGAUUAAAAAGGUGCAAACCUAAACAGCAGUGUUGUUGGGUGGAAAGAAGCAGUGAUAUCGGGUAAGUUGAGAAAGCAGUAGCAGUAGUAGUAGCAGCUUGUGAUGAAAAGACUCAUGUUAAAUUGAAUCAAUCAAUGAACGAACCAAGGUAAGUGAGAACAAGGGCUGUGUUUGUGACAGAACAAUACAUCGUCCAAUUUGUAGUAAUAAAAAAAAGGAACUUGUCUAUGUUCUUUUUUAAGAUCCUAUAUUAUUUAUAUUUUUAUAUAAUAUAUAUGACCAAACAAAUAAUAUUAUUGGAUUUCAACAUCUUAUGCCAGUUAAUUAAUCACUU